AAAAAAAAAAAAAAAAAAACAAACAAACAAGACAAGACAUUUGUGUGUGAAGUGUGAGUUUUUUUUUGUUUAACGGAAAAUUGUAAUAAAUAGAAUUUCAAAAUAAUGUAAACGAAAAAAGAUAAGUUGAUCUGUUCAAAACAAAAGCAAAUUGCUUAGAAUUGCUAAGACAGAGAGAUAAGGGCUCUUAGCUCUAUUCAAUUACUAAGUACUAAUUAGUGUAUGAAUAAUGGAUUGGGUUUUAGUGUUAGUAAUGGCUCUGCUGCCGUUAAUUCAUGCGUGGAGUGCAUUACCUGCAGUUACUGUUGCAAGCAGUAGCCGCCAAAGAAAUGAAAUCUCGCCAUAUUUAGAUUUAGCUUUAUGUCCGCUACGUAAUGAACCGUGGAAUUGCGCGCGACAACGAAUGGCGCGGAUCUUAGACGCCUGGGACAAUGAAUUGAAAUUGCAAUGGCAAAAAUUAAAAGUGGAAGCUGAUCAUCAAUUGAAUGUGACAAUUGGCAAGCGUGGUUACAGCGCUUCGGAAAUGUUAGUCAAAGAGAAGCCGUCAACAAUUUUAAAAAAAAUUGAAAUUGGCAGCAAUUAUAUGAAACAAUUCCUCGCUGAAACUAUGGAUGGAUUUUUGGGUCGUGAAUAUGAAUAUAUACAAAGCGAUUUGGAUCAAUCUGCCGAAGAGAGUGCUAAUGAGUAUAUAGACGGAGAAACGACAGUUGAUGUUAAUGCUAAUGAUGAGGAUGGCGAUGAUGAUGGUAACGAUUAUCAGUUAACUACUGAUGAUCAAAAUAAAGGUACAGAUACAGACAGCGAUACAAGUGAUGAUGUAGAAUUUAUUGAAAUACCACAAGAAGUUAAUAAUGCAAACAAUGAAAAUAAUAAUGAAAAUAAUAAUGAAAAUAGUGAAGAGAAAAAUCCUAUAAAUACAGAUCAAAAUAUUAAAAACACCAAUCAACCAAUAAAUGAUAUAAAUGCACAAUAUGCUCCAUUAACGGUGGCACAAACUUUGUUACCUCAAGAACAACAACAACAAGAACAGCAACAACAACAACAACAACCGCAACAAGAACAACCCCUUACACAAACCUCCCAAAUUGGAAAAUCCCCCUUAAAUAAUGGCAGUGGAUUGAUUGGUCGUGGUGGUAAAUUGAAGCACAAAAAAAAGAAUCGAAAAAAGAAGGGACAACACGAAGAAGAGAGUUCCGAGGAGACAGAUAUAUGGGAUGAUUGGCUUAGUAUAGAUGAUGCCCUCUCGUCUAGCGUCAAACAUAAAAAACAUAUAUUUCAUUAUGGUAGAAGUAAUGGAGUUACCCGCGGCAAGAAGAAGAAAAAGAAGAAGGCUCUCAUCAAGCUAAUGCUAUUGGGUACAUUUCUUAAAGCUAAAAUUGAGCUGCUCCUGAAAAUACUUAGCGCGCAUUUGCAAAUAAAAUUCUUUGGUAUUGCGCUGAUCGGUCUUCUCAUAAAUGUCGCACGUUUCUGGAUUGAUGUGAAACGCGGCGGUGGUCCACAAAAGGUUGUCUAUGUUGAACAUGCCCACCAUCAGCACCAUUACGAUGAUCAUGGCGGCGAGGAUUGGGGCGAAGGUGGCGGCGGCGGUAGUUAUUGGAAGCGAUCAUUGCAAACGGAUGCAACCAUUGAUAAUAUGGAUACUUCAACGGAUAGUUAUCAACCGCAGCCAUACGAUUCCCAUUAUAUGGCUUACAGAAAUCAGUAGCAGUAAAU
Glossina fuscipes is the source of this 1713-nucleotide messenger RNA. Its product is annotated as probable WRKY transcription factor protein 1. The transcript has 7 exons. Lineage: Eukaryota; Metazoa; Arthropoda; Insecta; Diptera; Glossinidae. Bases 230 to 1705 code for a protein of 491 amino acids. The record is from RefSeq and is a predicted model, not a curated record.